GGUUUCUGCUGUCAACAGUGAGCUAGCUACUCAGUCAAGUCAGCAGCACCGCUGCGGAGCUACGACGAUGUCAGAGCAGGAGUCCCUGAGGUGCUCCAGUGGCAGAAACCGCGGCGGCGUUCAGAGGGUCGAAGGCAAACUGCGAGCCAGCGUAGAAAAGGGUGAUUACUAUGAAGCACACCAGAUGUAUAGGACGUUAUUUUUUAGGUACAUGUCACAGGCAAAACACAGUGAAGCCAGGGAGCUGAUGUACAAUGGCGCCCUACUCUUCUUCAGCUAUAACCAGCAAAACAGUGCAGCAGAUCUGUCCAUGCUGGUGCUUGAGGUGCUGGAGAAGUCAGAGAGUAAAGUGGAAGAGGAUAUUUUAGAAAGCCUGGCCAAGCUGUUCAGCCACAUGGAUCAAAACUCUCCGGAAAGAGUAGCCUUCGUGUCCAGAGCCUUAAAAUGGUCCACGGGAGGUUCUAGCAAAUUGGGGAACCCGAAGCUACACCAGCUAUUGGCUGUCACCCUGUGGAAAGAGCAAAACUAUAGCGAAUCUCGUUACCACUUCCUGCAUUCCUCUGACGGGGAGGGCUGUGCGCAGAUGCUGGUGGAGUAUUCGUCCUCCCGAGGUUUCCGAAGCGAGGUCGACAUGUUUGUGGCCCAGGCAGUCCUACAGUUCCUCUGCCUAAAGAACAAAAACAGCGCUUCCGUAGUGUUCAGCACGUACACAGAGAAACAUCCGUCCAUAGAGAGGGGUCCUCCAUUUGUGCAGCCCCUUCUUAACUUUAUUUGGUUUUUGCUGCUGGCAGUGGAUGGGGGUAAAUUAACAGUUUUCACGGUGUUAUGUGAGCAAUAUCAACCUUCCCUCAAAAGGGAUCCCAUGUAUAAUGAGUACCUCGACAGAAUAGGGCAACUUUUCUUCGGCGUUCCCCCCAAACAAUCUCCGUCGUACGGUGGCCUACUUGGAAACUUGUUGAACAGCCUGAUGGGAGCGGGCGAGGACGACGACGGCGUCGAGGAGGCCCAGGAGGUCAGCAACCCCAUCGAGCUGGAUUGAGCCAACGGCUGAGGGAGCGAAGAGCAAAAGAGGACACACCCUCGGAAAUACACACACACACACACACACAUACACACAAGAAUGGGGAAGACCACGCCACCUCCACCAUUAGUGGGUGAGGCGAGGCAGCAAUUCUUACACUUGCUCCAAGGAAUGGGUACCUUUCACAAUUGAACUGGUUCGGUACCAGCAAUCGAUAGUGGCACUCAACGUUCGCAAUUUUGAUGGUGAUAAGUGUUAAUUUAUUUCAGAAUAAAAUCUCAAAUGUUCCACUUGUCACUGAAUAAACUUUGACAAAUAAGAAAACAACAUCAUAACUUUUAAAACAAAUGAGCCAUUUUCGGUACCCAUCCCUACUUCCUACCGUUCAAUAAUUUCAGCCAUCCAGUCCUAAAAUGUACUGGACUGCCUGCAGCUGCAGUAAAAUAUUUUAUUUAAUCAUUACUUUGGGCUGUGUUCUGAGUUUUGGUUUCGAGGCAUUCUUCGACAGCAUUGUUGACAUGACGUUCCCUCCCUCCAGUGUUGCUUUCUUACAUUGUCACCAUGAGGUGUCAAUCUAUUCCCGUUGUCAGCAUUUUUUUCCCCACCCUUAAUUCAGAUGUCUGAGUAGUUAUUGUAGUCAAGAGCACUUCUCAUUUUCUCAUCUGACCUUUUGUCCAUCAGCCAAAUCUAGAAUUGCUGGAAAAUAUUGUGUGAGGUGGUAGGAAAAAGCAUUGUUACCCCCACCUCCCUCCCCUGCAGUGGUCAGUUUUGCAUUGGAGGCAAAAUAAAAAUGAACAACUAAAAUGAACACAGUUUCCUAAGAGACUUCUGAGAGUUGUUGGUUGUCACACAGCUACCGUCUUAUCAUAAAGACAAUUGUGUUCAACAUUUUCCUGAGUUUGAAACAUGUCAAAGCGUGUGUUUUUUUUUUUUUUUUUGCAAACCUUACAUAAGAGUCACUGCUGUUUGAUUUUUUUUUCUCCUUUGAAAACACAAGAGGAGCAUUUGCCUUUUCCACCAUACACUAACUGAUUCAAUAAACUAACAUUGAGAGGA
Messenger RNA from Hippocampus comes (tiger tail seahorse), 2077 nucleotides. It is a transcript of the gene get4, whose product is annotated as guided entry of tail-anchored proteins factor 4. Gene Ontology annotation, biological process: protein insertion into ER membrane. Lineage: Eukaryota; Metazoa; Chordata; Actinopteri; Syngnathiformes; Syngnathidae. Gene Ontology annotation, cellular component: cytosol; BAT3 complex. Gene Ontology annotation, molecular function: protein binding. Bases 68 to 1039 code for a protein of 323 amino acids. The record is from RefSeq and is a predicted model, not a curated record. The transcript is spliced from 9 exons.